AUGCAUUCCUUAGUAUUGAUCGUGGUAUUUGGUUCACUUUUUUGCAUCAUUAAUACUGACAAAGUCUCACCCCGACCCAGCCUUAAAUCCUUCAGAGAUGACUAUGACAGUGUCGCUAAAACCUGUGUGGCUGUUGGAUAUGUUAAGGACCACUGUAAAAAGAACGAUGAUAGAAAAAAUAUGGUCAUAGCAUUCAACGCCAAAACCAAAGGAAGUGUUCAAUCAGUCAGUACUGGGGACAUUGUAAUGUUUGGAGAUGUUGAUCUGAAUAUUGGACGUGGAUACAACGCGGUCAAAGGAAUUUUCACAGCUCCAAAAUCGGGAAUGUACGUCUUUGAUUGGACAAUAAUGACUGACACGAACAAAUACGCUUUCACCUCUCUGGUCUUGAAUGGUAAAAGAAGGGCUUAUAACCAUUGUUCUAACAACAGCCACAGUAUCUACAUGUCAUGCAGUAAAAUGGCUGUCGUCAGAAUGGAAGCAGGAGAUAAGGCUUGGAUAGAUAGCUUCUCUGGAACAUCUUCUGUUUACAACACAUAUUCUUCUUUUUCUGGUUACAUGUUGUAA
This is a messenger RNA of Saccostrea cuccullata (small rock oyster), 567 nucleotides long. Its product is annotated as cerebellin-1-like. Gene Ontology annotation, molecular function: protein binding. NCBI's taxonomy places the organism in Eukaryota, Metazoa, Mollusca, Bivalvia, Ostreida, Ostreidae. The transcript has 2 exons. The coding region runs from base 1 to 567 and encodes 188 amino acids. The record is from RefSeq and is a predicted model, not a curated record.